AUGGACCGGGUUCGGGUUAGACGAGUCAAUCGAUCCGGCCGAAUCUUGCCAUGGCGUCUCUGCCGCCACGAGAACUCAGCCAAUCAAGCCAUAGUUAUCUAUGGUUUGCUCAUUAGAAUAUAUGGAAGACUUAGUCUUUAUGAGGAUGCUGAGAGAGCAUUUGAAGAAGUUAAGCAGCUAGGCCUGCUUAGUGAUGAGAAAACAUAUUUAUCUAUGGCACAAGUUUAUUUGAACUCAAGAAAUGUUGAUAAAGCACUAGAGAUUAUUGAACUAAUGAAGUUUAGAAACAUUAGGUUCUCAAGAUUUGGUUAUAUUGUUUCAUUACAGUGUUACGUGAUGAAAAGAGAUACGGGGUCUGCUGAGUAUGCAUUUCAGGUUUUAUCAAAGACUGGGCUUCCUGAUACUGUUUCUUGUAGUGACAUGCUCAAUUUAUAUCUUGAACUGGGCUUAAUAGAAAAGGCAAAGGAGUUUAUUACUCAGGUAAAGAAGGAUGGGAUAGAAUUUGAUGAUGAGCUUUACAAAACAGUUAUUAGAGUAUACUGCAAGGAGGGAAUGCUAAGGGAUGCUGAGCAGUUGAUAGAAGAGAUGGGCAGAAACCAAUCAUUUAAAAAUGAAAAAUUCAAUCAAACACUCAUGAAGUGUAUGCAUGGACAAUAUAUUGGACAAAAGAAAUUCGAAGGUCCCGCUAAGACCCUUGACCAACCCGAUACUGAGGCCCUUGGCUUGAUGCUCAAUCUUUGUUUGGCAUACUGCAAUUUGGAUAAGGCAGAAGAAAUAUUGAAACUUUUGCUCAAGACUGCUAGUGGUUUCUCGGCGGUUAGUCAACUCAUUAGCAGCUUCGAUAGGGAAGGUGAUAUAUCUAAAGCUAAAACUCUUAGAAGUAUGAUUAUGAAGAUGGCAUCCAUAUUAGAGGAUGAAACAAUUGCUUCAUUGAUUGGUUUCUACGGGAAGCAACAGAAGCUAAAACAUGCCAAAGAUCUCUUUAUGGCAGUGAGAGGUUCUUCAUCUGGCAAGAUUAUAUGUAAUGCAAUGAUUGAUGCAUAUGCAAAAUGUGGUAAACCUGAGGAGGCAUACAAGCUUUAUAAAGAAUCAACUGAGAAAGGCCAUGUUCUCGGUGCUGUUUCCAUCAGCAUCGUCGUGAAUUCUUUGACUAACAGUGGAAAACAUCAAGAAGCUGAGGAUAUUAUCAUAGAGAGUUUCAAGAGGAGCUUUGAGCUUGAUACCGUGGCAUAUAAUACCUUUAUCAAGGCAAUGCUAGAAGCAGGCAAAUUGCAUUCGGCAGGCAGCAUUUAUGAGCGAAUGCUUUCUUCCGGAGUUUCUUCAUCAAUUCAAACAAUUAACUUAAUGAUCAGUGUUUAUGGACGAGGGCGAAAUCUGGAGAAGGCUGUGGAGAUGUUAAACACUGCUUGCAGUUUAGGCUUGUCUCUGGAUGAGAAGGCAUACAUGAAUAUGAUAACCUUCUACGGGAAGGCUGGUAAGAGGCACGAAGCAUCCCUUUUAUUCUCUCAAAUGCAGGAAGAAGGAAUAAAACCUGGGGUGGUUAGCUACAAUAUUAUGAUGAAGGUAUAUGCUAGGGCAGGACUCUUUAGUGAAGUUGAGAAACUUUUCCAAGCCAUGCUCAUAGAUGGUUGCUCCCCCAAUUCCGUAACUUACCUUUACCAUGUUCAAGCUUAUGCACUGAGUUUGAAAUAUGAAGAAGCGGAGAAAACCAUAAUUUCCAUGCAGAAAAAGGGCAUUCCUGUUUACUGUGCUCAUUUCAACAUUUUGCUCUCUGCUUUUGCAGAAGCAGGAAUGAUGGCAGAAGCAGAAAGGGUUUAUAACAAACUGUUGAGAGAUGCUUUAAGUCCUGACCUUGCAUGUAUUCGUAGCAUGCUGAGAGGUUACAUGAAUUGUGGAUGUAUUGAAGACGGAAUCUCCUUUUAUGAGCAGAUAAAGGAAUUUGCUGAACUGGAUAGGUUUAUAAUGAGUGUAGCUGUGCACUUUUAUAGGACUGUAGGAAAAGAGCCUGAGGCUGCAGGUCUUUUAAAAUUCAUGAAUUCUUCAGGGAUCCAAUUUUUGAAGAACCUUGAGAUUGGACCUAAGGUAAAAGCCUCCUAGUCUAAAUAAAACUAGUUAACUUGGUUAUUUCAUCACCUGGAAAGAAUAGCAGGUUGCCAAGACAUUAAAUAUGGUUUAUUACUAUAGAAGCCUGAGAUGCAAACUGCCUCGCAGUUGGGGCCAUUGCAGUCAUAGCCAUCCAAGUUGCAUAAAAGCAGCUCUGUGGUCUGAAGAUUCAGACGAAUUGAAGGAAUGACAUGAAAGAGAAUUAAGGAAUGCUCCUUCAGUGGUCGAGGAAAAAACUGUUUAGCAUAUGAUAACUCCAGAAAGUGGCAUGAGAUAUUUGAGGCUUGGAGCAUUUAGCAAUUGAGAUUUUCUUGUCACAUGAAGUGAACUUGGUGUCAUCUGCAACUGUCGGAUGGGUUAGGGAAAUAUUGUAGUAGAUUUUAACUGGAGCCUUAUUUGCUUUGGACUAAUGCAAACUACUCUUUGGACAAACUUGUGGUUUGGGCUACUUCAGGUUCUUGGGAGCUAAAGGUGCAGAAGUCAAGUAGGGGAAUGUAAAUGGUGGAAAUGAUUUUGGUGGAGUGGAGGAGAACCGUUCUGUUUAAGUUGUAAUGCGAGCUCCAUAUUAUCCAAGUUUAUGCGAAUACACAAUAACAUAACUUGUUUUAUUUA
Carica papaya (papaya) is the source of this 2715-nucleotide messenger RNA. Lineage: Eukaryota; Viridiplantae; Streptophyta; Magnoliopsida; Brassicales; Caricaceae. The record is from RefSeq and is a predicted model, not a curated record.